This is a messenger RNA of Ornithodoros turicata, 7141 nucleotides long. RefSeq names its product zinc finger C3H1 domain-containing protein-like. NCBI's taxonomy places the organism in Eukaryota, Metazoa, Arthropoda, Arachnida, Ixodida, Argasidae. Gene Ontology annotation, molecular function: protein binding. The record is from RefSeq and is a predicted model, not a curated record. The coding region runs from base 97 to 5823 and encodes 1908 amino acids. Gene Ontology annotation, cellular component: exosome (RNase complex); nucleus. The transcript has 35 exons.
AACCAAAGAAAAAGAAUACGUAAUGGCUGCUGUGUGUUAUGUGUUUCGCUGUGGUGGAAAGUCUUGACACAACCCCAUCGGCUGUAUCGAGUACUUAUGAUGGCUUUCGUGGGAAUUUCUUCAGUUUGCGAACUCGAAGAGGGAGAAAUCAGCGAUGAGACUUCUGAUGUGAGGGACGAGAGAAACGCCCCACCGAACACUUACGGCUCUAGGCCUAGGUCAUCGGAGGUUUGUCCUCGAACUAAUGCAGGUGUGGCAAAAUAUGGGAUGGGGAGUGAUCGGACUAGGACACCCCAGCACCACCCAUACUCAAGGAAACUGCAGUUCUCCGCAUCGAGGUGUAAGCAGUCUCGGCACAGUGAUAGGACUUCGCGAAAUCGGAUCGCGACAUCUCCGUUGCGGUCCGAAGUUCCCCCGCACAUGCAGAGGAGCAGAACGUCACAGAAUUCCAUCCCUGUAAUUAGUAGAGAACGGAGAACUUCACAGCUCGAGCACUACUCGUGGUUUAGAAGGUCUAGCGAACCGUCUAGGGACUGCAACUCACAUUCGCGGUCAACUACUGCGAACAGAAGCAUUUCUGAAUCGUCGCCGUCGGCGACAGGAAAGAACCGGUCACAACCAAAGUUUCUUCAACAGUCACCAAAGACAGAACCUUCUUAUGAAGAUCUUCUUGCUCAAUAUCGUACAAUUCAAACCCAACUGGAGACACUAGAAAAGUAUGAUGAAUGUAAGAAAGACGUCAAACCAGAACCCAAGAAAACGAAGACAAAGAAACACCACCACACUCCAAAAUGCAAAAAAGCGAGAAAGCUUUCUCAGCAGGGGAACAGCAGGAAAUCAACAGCAAAAUCAAGGAAGCGAAACACUUCCCAUAUCAACAGCUCAUCCACCAUGACUAAAGAAGCUGAUGACAAGGAAAAUACAUCUGCUGAACAACAUGAAGCCAGAAAUCAUGCCACACCUUUAGAUAACACGAAAGCAGUGCCAAACGAUCUGUCAUUAUCGGAUGUGAGUGAGCCAUAUGAGGAGGAAGAAAGUCUUCUCGAACUACGUCGCAAAGCCCUGGAGUCUCGUAAAAAUGCACAGAGGGCAAAGGCACAAGCAGUAUCAUUGGUGGCAGAAGAAAAGGGUGGGAGUUCCUCAGCAUCUCCGCUCCUCAUGGUGUUAGAUGAGCUUCCCGCAGAGCUUCUGGAAGCAGACUCUCCAAUCGCUGAAGUCCAGCACAAGCAACAGCUUCGCAAAGGCACCAAAAUGCCGUGGUUUGAUAAGGAACUGACGCAGCUCAUGAGAUCUAAGGACAGGGCGUACAGCAAGUGGAAACGCCACCCAUGCUACGAGAACUGGGAGGCCUUCAAGGCAAUCAAGAGGAGGUACCUGCAGAUGCUCAAGAGGAAACGGGCUGCAUACACAUCAUCAUCAUCUGAUGUUACCAGGGCUGGCGGUGACACCGUUGAGUCACCCAGCGCACCUAGCCCAGAAUCGGAAAAGGUUGCACAGCUUCCUGAUGGUGGCAGCCUUCCUCUUGAGAACAUUCCGCUACCAAAUGGCCAGGCUAGCCCUCUGGAAGAUAAUUAUGACACAGUUGAAAUGGACGUGGACAGUGACGGCAUUCUUAGUUCGCCAUCCUUGGAAGUUCUUGAGCAAGAAGACACCAGCGAAGCAGAAGACGAGGAGGCGCUGAGGGCACAGCUUCUUCAGUCGUUGAAGAGGAAGAGAGAAACAGAAGCAGUGGAGGAUAUUCAACCAAAAGACACUGAGAAGAAGGAAGCGCCCGUUGUCUCAGCCGUUGCACCAUCUGCCAGGGACACUCAGUUCAAGCUAAAAGAGAAGGCUAAGCUAGCAGUUAGGAUGAUAGACAUAAGAAAGGCAACUCCGCUUGUCAUAAACCUCGGGGUCGAUGAUACAACCUCCGAGGAAGAAGAAAGCGACCAGGAAGAGGGCGGGGCUGUUGCUCCGACACAGUCGUCCGAUUUUUCGGCGGGUCUGGAAAAGUUCCUCAAGGAAGCUCGACAAAAAGUACAAGUGCCACAGAAUCAGGCAGGUGGACUUCAUUCGACGCCUCUGUCAGUCUUGAAGCUCUCUCAAGCUCAGCAACUUGAGUACAGGAGGUUGAAAGCUGAGAUCGCAAGGAGGGAGCAGAGGUCCAUCAAGCAGUUGCCUUCCAAUGGUCAGCAGCUGACUAAAGCCCGCAAGAUUAAAAUGCGGAUGGCAGCUCUGAAAGCAUUGCAGAAUACGUUACAUGCUGAACGGAAAGCAUUUCAGCUGGAAGACAAGCAGAUGAAAACACUCCGAAAGGACGUGUUGACGAGGAAAACUGCAGUACGGGGUACGGAGGUACGCAUCCAGCGGCUCAAGGCACAGCUGGCAACCCUGGAAAAGGCGGUCAACGGACAUGCUGCGGAGAUCAGGAAAUCGAACGCUCAGUUGCAGCUGCUCCAAAUCACAGUGGACAAACGUAAGAGCAAUAUUGCCGAGCUCGAAAGGCAGUGUCUAGUGCAGGGCAAGGCUGUCUACGGAGACUCCUACAAGCUACCCGUAACAGAGAGCGCGCCAGCUCUGCUGCCAUCCAGGAGGAGGAGUUCUUCUGGAUCGCAUCUGCACGUUCAGAAGACACGCAGCACAGAGCCGAGCGCACCUCGAUCAUGUGCGGAGAUUCUGUCCGAGAAGAUACGCCUCCAAAAGCUGGAGCAGGAGCUACGUCAGAGGCUCCAGGAACUGAAGCAGGGCUCAGUGGCCGCACCAGCUCAAGGUGUCCUGUCUAGGACUAUGCAAAGCAAGACCACAGAUGCCACUAGGACAAGGGUCGGGACACCAACUCCAGUGACCUCUGAGCCACAGUCGAGCACUUCAGCUUCCACAAGCGCAACUUCAAUUGGGUUAAAGGAAGAGGGAAUGUGCGAUCGUAGCGAAGCAAAGACCGUUGAAGACAAUGAGGAGUCCCAAGCAGAAGGAACACUGAGUCAAGUGGCAAAGGCCAUGCAGGCUGUAUAUACUGAUCAUUGCGUCAGGUGCCUGGAGGGCAAAACGGAGCACACGGAAGAAUCUCGAUUUUUUCCGGUGUCUGAUUUUGUGGUUCCUGAUGGGCCUCUACUUAACAAACUCAAAGUAAACUUGCUCAAGCGCCCUUCGGAUUAUAUUCCUCCAACAACAGAAAUCCACCAUGUCGACCUCAAGUCAUACGUAAGCCCUCUCUUGCACUUCCGAAGUUACAGGUUGAGCGCAAACUUCCUGAGGUUGUCCAAUCAGUCGUUGGACAGUCAGACCUUCUGCCACAAGUUGCAGUGCCGUGCACACCUCUGCCGUUAUGAACUGCACGGAACGUGCAAUGACGACCGUUGUUCAUGGCAACACCAAAGAGAUUACAGCUGCAGUGACGCCGAGGUGCUCGUCGACCUAGCCCUGUACUCUAGAGAACUGCUGGGAAUCAAGCCAGAAGACUCACCUCAACAGUGCAUAGCAAAAGCAGAAAAAUACGUUGCGGACUUAAAGAAGAAGCACAAAGGCCUUAGCAUGAAAUUGCUCUGCAAACUGGUUGUCACUGACGUGAAUCGAAGCCUGAAAAACGUGUCACCUUGCUACAUACCACUUUCGAAAAGGCCUUGCACGCUACUUUCGUCAAAAACUUCCACUCCAUGUCGACCGGCCGACAUAUCAGACCCUGAUCUACAGACAGCUAAUGAAAAGAAAGACUGGAGAAGUAUGCUUCAGCAGAAAGUAGAUAGGCAAGACCCUGAACUCCUGGAAUUAGAGUCUGACGUCCGUUACUUCGAUGCAGCGGUGCACGCAGGUAUCCCGGCACUGGAAGCACUGGUUCAGAGUGAACCACAGAGUGAAGAACUGUGGCUUCGACUAGCAUACCGGCACCUACACAACAAGCAAAGCACCCCCGAGGAUUGUCUUGAGCAGGCACUGAACGUUUUCUCGCAAGCUCUGGAAAACAAUCGAAAUAGUCCCGAAAUUUGGCGGCACUAUCUGUCAUGGUAUUCAGUGCAUCCCGACAGCAGCGAUCUGGACUACCUGUGUCGUCGUGCGCUUGACUACUGUCCUCAUAACUCGGUCUGGUGGAAGUGUGUAACACUAGUUGAAGGGGUAGAGACGAAAGGUCAGCUAUGUCAGCAGCAGUUGUACCAGUUGACGCAAGAGAUAACACAGACGCAACAAUCUGAGACAGGACAUUGCUCAGGAUGGGUUCUGGAAGUCUUACUCUACUGGGUCCACCUGAAUGCCGUGUCGGGGCGGAUAGGUACAGCGUUCAACAUCCUCAAGUCCUCCGUCAAGUCGGUCAUUGGCUUCAAGUACUUUGGCACGGAAAGCUACGGCAGCGACUCGGCAUCCCUUGACGGCACAGCUCGCGACGUCAUUCAGUGUGCUAGCAUGUUGCUCGUCCCCGAAGACUUGGAUUUUCUCUGGCUUUGCUACAUCUGCUUUGUUGAGUUUCGAAGUCUGCCAGACUUUCUCUUCUCCACCGAGCAUGGUUCUCUUGGCCGCCUCUGCAGAAAGGACCACUUUGAAAUUAAAUGGCACGAAAAGAAAGUGUUGCUGCAGUCACCUAGCGCACUGAUUUGCGCCUUCCAGGAAGCUGUGGAUGAGCUUGGUGGUCCCGAAAAAUGCACGCCGUUAUUUGCCAGUUGGCUCGCCCUGCAGACCAGCCAGGACAUGGGAGCAGACGCAUUGCUGUUGUGCUCUUCAGCGGUCGAAGAGAAUCCUUUGUGGGCAGAAGGUUGGCUACAGCUGUUCAACUUGCAUCAGACUUUGGGCAACAAAGAAGACGCAACAAGGGCACUAGAAGAUGGACUGAUGCAUAAUCCAAGUGAUGCAAAGCUUGUGUUUCAUGCUGCGAAGCACAAGAUAAUCAAGAAGGACUUUGUUUCAUAUGAAUUGCUGGAUGGAUUUGUGAAGGAUCAUUUUGUGCUUGGAGACGACGACUGUUUCUCAACAGUAGGAAUCGGCUCUGAAAGCCCUGUUGGUUUUCCAAGCCUUCAGAACCAUGACGAAAAGCCUAGUAUUUAUGCAUACCUUGACUACAUCGAAUUUGCGAAGAUGAAAGGAGCACCUACAAAAGACAUCAGGGAACUAUUUGAAAUUCUAGUCACCAUGACCUCAUCCACAAGCGAUCUUCAGGUUGCGUGGUGGAAUUACCUGACCUUCCACCUCGAAACCCUGGUGGUGCCAUCGAGCGACGUUUCGGCGCCGAUUCGUGUCAGUCUUUCGGCUCUGAAAUCACUCACAGCUCUCAUUCAUCGGUGCCUGCUGGGAGUGCCGUGCCGCCGUCCAUUGCCGACGGAAAGCCGGCAGACCUGGUCGGACUUUGAGUUUGCCAAUCGCGUGCUGGACAUGCUCGCUGCUCACGUUAUGGAUCCCCAGGAUCGCGCGGAGCUCCUGGCCUCGUACGUGGUGGAUAUGCCGCGCAACUAUGCCCUUGCGAAACAGGUGGUGGAAUUAUACCUGCGUGCGAAAGACCAGCAUUCUGCUAGGACAUUUUUGAAGACUGUGAUGAAUCCCGGAGUAGCGUGCUUCAAUCUUUGGGAAUUUGCUAUACAACUUGCCAUACUUGAAGACGAUCACUAUGAGGUACACAGGCUAUUUGAAGGUGCUGUCCAGGCAUUGCCCUACCACAUAGACCUGUGGAACCACCUGGUGAUAUAUGAGUUAUCUCAAGGGCACCUUAAACAUGCCCAGAAAGUUGUGGAGACGGCAGCAAAGUAUCAACUCCUGGAGGUGCAACAAGUCUUCGACAAUCUAGUAUCGAAAGGUGAGAAAACGUGUCGACUUUUUACAUUCAGCUGUGUACAGCAGGAGCCGCCGAGCUUGAAUUUGAGAUGACAGGCUUGGUGCGGGCCAUGUGCUACUUUUCUCCGCUUGGUCUCUGUAGACCUGACUCAGGAGGAAGUUCUGGAACGUCUCAAGAUACACCUGCUGCCCAUGUAAUGCUCUGGUGGACCCUGGAAUCUAGUGGAUUUUGGCAAGGGGUGUUUAAACCUCGGAACGGAAGACACGCAACGCAAGACAACACUGAUACCCCCCAGAUGCUCUAUAAAUAGUCGAAAAAAUGGAGACCCGUCGCGGUGGGUGCCCCACGAUCAUUCUGGUCAGCUCCUGGUCUGUAAGUACCCUUAUCGUUGUCAGUGGUGAACUUGUUCGCCAGCUGUGAAUUGCUUUCUUGUCCAUUCCUUUUAUUCUUCACCUUGUACAUUUUUAUUUUGUGGUGAGAGGACAGUUUCUUUGCCACUCCUUUACGCUGGAUCAGAUUCCACAAGAAGCUGCCACAUCCUAACUUUUGCCCUUCCCUAGCUGCUUUACAAAAAGAAAAAAAAUGGCUGCUCCUCCUAAGUUGCAAAAAGCUUGGUCGUCUCCUUUUUCAAGCAUGCUCUUUUCUUCCUCCCCCUCCACAAUAAGCAGUUGCAUGACGCCUCUAUCCCAAUGUGUCACCGUAGUAUACUUUCCGUCGAAAGCAGCGAAAGACACGUUUGAGUAAGGGACGUACAGGGUUGUGCCAGGCGUCAUUUCCAUCCCGUUUUUUAAUCUUAACCGAGUCACGUGGGAAUCGAGUGAUUCGCUGUGACAGAGACUCUCUUGUGACUCCGACGAGACGGCAAAGUUCUGGGUGCAUCUGACUCUCUGCGGGAUACGCUAAUCAUGCAAGAAGGCAAUAUUCUUUGUCGUAUGUGGAUCCGAAGACGGAAGAACGGAGGAUCUCCAGACAACCUUGUGCAUCUCUCUUGCUGGAAGCUACUGUGAUAUUUAUGAUUGUGCAACAUGCUGUAUCAUAUAACAUUUUUUUAGAACUGCAAAAGAGAAAUGAAUGUGUGUGAUUGCAUGGCAUUUGCACUUGCAGUUUGGUUUCCUCUCUCUCUCUAUUUUUUUUUUUUUUUUUUCUUCUGUUUGAGGUGAAUCUCCUAUGGGAGGUUGCAGUAAACUUUCCAAUUCACCCCACAUGAUCGAGUAAAAGGGAAGUCAUCAGUGGGAUUUAGUCAGUUCGAUGCUUGUGUGAAAUUGCCAGUCAAUUGAGCCACAUAAUUUGUGCCAAUGUUGUUGUUUAUUGUUUUUGUGAGGUUAUAUAUUGUGCGUGUUAGACACUUGUUGUGCCAUGCAAACACACCUUUUCUAUUAAAUAUUAAAAGUAUGAGUGAUGUACAGAGAA